AUGAGAGAAACGUGGCUUGAAAAUAAUGGUGAUCCAUCCGUUGGAGAGCAAGCUCUGGCAGACAUGAAACAAAGUAUCCUUCGUACUCAAUAUUUCAGCGAGAUUGAAUUAGAGAGAAUAAAACAAAAGGCACAUAUACUUUGUAGAAAAAUCGAUAAUGCCGGUAAUGACGAAACCAGCGACGAUCAUGGGGAUAGUGAUGACAAAAAUGCCGGUCCUGACAAUGCCAACGAUGGCCAUAGAUAUGCUCAUGACAAGAAUGCCGUCUAUGGCGAUGCCAACGGCGACCAUGGUAAUGAAGAUGACAACGAAAACCAUGAUGGUGAUGACAAUAAUGUCGGUGUUGAUGAUUUCAACGAUGGCCAUGAUGUUGUUGACAACAAUGAUACCGGUGAUGACGAUACCAAUGAUGAUCUCGGUGAUGCUGAAGUCAAUAAUGCUGGCAAGCCUAAUGACGAUGCCAACGACGACCAUGCUGAAGCUAAUAACGAUGAAGCAGAUAAUGACAAUGUUGCUAUAAACGAUAACCAUGGCGAUGUUGUGAAUAAUGACACAGCUGAUGAUGACUAUGAUGCCGAUAUUGAUGGUGAGAAUGUGUAUCAUAAAGGCAGGAACGAAGGAGGCCAACCAAAUAAAGACGGGAGAGUAGAAACGUGUGACAAGAGAUUAUCAAGACAUCCACCCAAGGACAAUGAUACGACAUGGCCAGCCAAUUAUAAUGAAAAUUCGAAGAUCACAGAUACACAAUCGCUACACAGCAAAGUGAGGAGGAAAAGAGAAAAGAAAUUAUGGUCAAAUAAAGAGAAGGAAAAUCUUAUGACUUGCUUCUACUUUGCGACUGAUGUAUCUCAUAAAACUAGACAUUACAGGAAGAGAAUGAUAGAAACGUGGCUUGAAAAUAAUGGUGAUCCAUCCGUUGGAGAGCAAGCUCUGGCAGACAUGAAACAAAGUAUCCUUCGUACUCAAUAUUUCAGCGAGAUUGAAUUAGAGAGAAUAAAGCAAGAGGCACACAUACUUUGUAGAGAAGUCAAUAAUGCCGGUAAUGACGAUACCAUCGAUGACCAUGGGGAUGCUAAGGACAGUGAUCAUGACAAUGCCGGCACUGGUGAUACCAAUAAUGGCCCUGAUGAUAAUGCCGAUGUUGUUGAUGCCAACGAUGGCCAUGGUGAUAGUGAUGACAAAAAAGCCGAUGAUGAUGUCAUCGAGGACCAUAAUGAUGCUGAUGACAAAAAUACCGGUGAUGAUGAUGCCUACGAGAUCUAUGGCCAUUCUGACUACAAUAGUGCCAAUGGUGACGAAGCCAAAGUAGGAAAAUCGAUGAUUCUAGACACACAAACACCGCACAACAAAGUGAGAAGAAAAGGAGAAAAGAAAUUAUGGUCAAAUAAAGAGAAGGAAAAUCUUAUGACUUGCUUCUACUUUGCGACUGAUGUAUCUCAUAAAACUAGACAUUACAGGAAGAGAAUGAGAGAAACGUGGCUUGUAAAUAAUGGUGACCCAUCCGUUGGAGAAGAAGGUCUAGUGGACAUGAAACAAAGUAUCAUUAGUACUCAAUACUUCAGCGACAUUGAAUUAGAGAGAAUAAAGGAAAAUGCCCAAAGUCUUUGUAGAGAACGAAAGCGUAAUGCAACAAAGAAUCAAGAUGACAGGGGAAAACGAAUAACAGAUAAAGUAGACAAAUUGCACGACACCAACAAUGAUAGAGAGAGAUCGGGAAAAGGAGAAAGCUCGGUAAUCACCAACACUGAGAAGGUGAGAAAUUCUAUCCAUGAUGAAGGAAGUACAGUUUCUGGAAAUACAGUGAAUAUAUCUCUUGACGAGGGGAUUAUAUUCAACAAUCAACAGGAUGUUCGGACGCAGAGUGAUAGGGGCUUACGAGAUGGAGAACACAACCAAAGAAUAUCACAAGAACAACGUAUGAAUCGUCUUGAUAUGGACAGUGCUCAGAAGAAAAAAAAGAAAGAUGACUACAUCGCUCAAUUUGGGGCGUGUUCCUUGUCUCUUCUACAAAAACUAGAUGAAAUCGAAACGGUAGACACACAGAUUGAGGCCGAAUACCAAAGAGGAGCACAUUUCUUUCAGUACUGUGACACAUCUGACAACAAGCCCGCUGGUGGAGAGGGAAAGGGAUCAACGAUGAACAGAAGAAAAAACAGCUCUUAUAAGACUGGAUUCUCUUCACAUGUAGACAUACACCAGCACUUGCAACAACCUAAAGUGAAAUAUCGUACUCUUCGGGUUACAGCAAUAGAAAAGGCUAAGAAAAGACAAGAAAUUACUGAGACUGAACAUGGGGACGAUGUUGCCCAUUUUAUAUGCGGCGGAGAGCCUCACAUUCAACAAGAUAAAGAAUGUGAAAGGAACGUAUCGGGUAAUAUCAAAUCAUCUGUACCCGAGAGAGAUGCGAUUGUAUCACAAGACUCGACAAAUGAAGACAGAGAUUCCGAUCAACGGCUGUUAUCAGCACUGAGGAGCAACUUUGAAUAUGUGAAGGGAAUAUCAAUAUCAGAUAGACCACAAAUUCCCAAGAUCGACACAAGGUGCUGUACUACUAGGAGCGUGAUCGACAAAGUAGAUAAAAUGCUUGAAAAGGUGCAAUAG
Lytechinus pictus (painted urchin) is the source of this 2601-nucleotide messenger RNA. RefSeq names its product protein PFC0760c-like. NCBI's taxonomy places the organism in Eukaryota, Metazoa, Echinodermata, Echinoidea, Temnopleuroida, Toxopneustidae. The transcript has a single exon. The coding region runs from base 1 to 2601 and encodes 866 amino acids. The record is from RefSeq and is a predicted model, not a curated record.